AUAGGGUCUCUGAAGCGGGCUACCCACCGCUUCUCGGUGCCUUCAGCCGUCUCGAAGUUGUUCUCGCGCUUCAAUGCCUCGACUAGCGCAUCGUUGAGCUUGAGGUCGGCCUCAGUGGGCUGUGCAUUGGAAAUAGCCCUCGUGAUGCCCCACUGGCGGGCUUCCUGGCCGUCCAUGAUGGAUUCUGGGGAGUCGAGAUCCGAGUUGUUCGGAAGCGGAGGCACUGCAGGCGACUGAGAGGGCGCAGGGUGCGGCGGGUGUCGGAGGGGUUGUCGUGAGGUGCGUUAAAGGCCUAAAGCGACAAGGUCUAGCGCUCCCACAUGGCGACGCGGCCUUCAGCGCGGGUCUGAAGUGAAUGGAGAGGUGCAAGCCGAUUGCGGUUGCGUUGAGGCAAGCACGGCCGCCAAGGCCUGCGCCACCAGCCACAGCAGCUCGUCGCGGCCAGGGCAGCCUUACGCGACCCCAAACACCAUCACUCACCAUGGCUGCCCGGCUGCCACCGCAUCUCUCGCACAAGAGCGCUCUUGCCCUGCUGCCGCCGUCCACUAUCGUCGCGCCAAUUGAAGCUGUAAGGCGUGUUCACGACAGGCACUUUGCCCGCUGGCCUCCACACAUCAAUCUAAUCUAUCCCUUCCUUGCAUCACCGUCCGAAGUAGAAGAUGCGCAGCAGGGAGACCAUCCGCUGCCGCCCCACCUGAAAGAAGGUAUCCUGUUGCGAGUGCAGAAAGCCGUCAAGGAGAUCAACCCGUUUCACAUGUCUCUCCUUGCAGACUCUCCUGGUGCCUUUUCUCACAGCAAAAGGAGCAAGACCGUUUGGCUGGACCCAUCAUCGGACUCCGUUUCACAGCUUCAGGCGGCCCUGCAGGCUGAGUUUGCGGAAUGCGAUGCCAAUGGGCGCCCAUUCACUCCUCACCUUUCUGUCGGCCAAGCAAACAGCGAUGCGGGGGCUCGGAAGCUGGGCGAAGAGAUCAAGACAAGUAUAUCUGAAUUUCUGGGCAACCAUCCAACGGAUCAGCCCAUUGCGCUGGGCUGGUACGUCGACACGGUAUACGUACUUGAACGCAAAGGUUUCCACGACCGCUUCAAAAUCCUUGGAGCUGUUGAGCUGGGCAAGGAGUAACAGCAUCUCAUUUCUUAUCGCGGAUAACAUAAGCAUGUUCGUCAGAUC
This is a messenger RNA of Trematosphaeria pertusa, 1168 nucleotides long. RefSeq lists its product as uncharacterized. The record is from RefSeq and is a predicted model, not a curated record. Bases 356 to 1120 code for a protein of 254 amino acids. The transcript has a single exon. NCBI's taxonomy places the organism in Eukaryota, Fungi, Ascomycota, Dothideomycetes, Pleosporales, Trematosphaeriaceae.